Dothidotthia symphoricarpi CBS 119687 is the source of this 1336-nucleotide messenger RNA. RefSeq lists its product as uncharacterized. NCBI's taxonomy places the organism in Eukaryota, Fungi, Ascomycota, Dothideomycetes, Pleosporales, Dothidotthiaceae. Gene Ontology annotation, biological process: protein folding. The record is from RefSeq and is a predicted model, not a curated record. Bases 389 to 1294 code for a protein of 301 amino acids. The transcript is spliced from 7 exons. Gene Ontology annotation, cellular component: endoplasmic reticulum membrane.
UUUGUUGCCCUCAAGAAGUUUGCAAGCCCUCGAAUUGUCUGGCCACUGUUCCUCUUAACUGCAAUAUCCUCUCGAGCCGUUGCGAAUCGUGAGGCGUUGGUCUGGCGCCCGUGACAGCGCGGUUACGAAUCUUGGCCUGCUUCCUUGAUUCUCCCAGCCACGCCACGGCACCGACCUUGCAGAUUGCAGCCGUUGGGAUAUCAUCUCUCACGACCCGCACUGGCCUGAACUCCUCCACAAUUCACCACUGCAACCUUUACCUACCCACGGCGCGCCAAUCCGUUCCCUCUUCCUCUGACACUCGCUGGACCUGCAAUUCCACCACGACCGCUCGUCCGCCCUCACCGCAAUUCACCGAUCGCGAGGCUGCGCGCCCCUGUAAACGGCCAUGUCGCGAUUCGGCAAGUUCGACGACUUUUGUCGCGACACAGGCAAUCUUGGUUCGACACUACCAGUUUGUUAUCUCUUCGACCAAGCAUCUACACGGCAAGGAACAGGAUGGCAGGGUGGCUGCAAUCUCGUAGGCUUUGGUGUCGGUGGGAGCAGUAGACUCAAGAACUUGGGCUCGAUAAUACUCUGUGGCUUCGCAAUCCUCAUCUCAGCCUUCUUGCUAUGGAGAUCAGAACGGAAAAAGGCCGCUGUCGGGAGACGAGAGAUGCAGCUAUUCCUCCUUGGUUACAUAGUCAUAUCCAUUUGCGAAAUAUUCACGAUUGGCGGCUUCCCUCUCAAUAGCACCGUGCGCAUCGCUUUCGUCGGCGUCCACAUCGCUGCCAUCGUCGCGACUUGCUGGGUACUCAUGCUCAACGGCGCAGUUGGCUACCAGCUCCUCGAUGACGGUACUGCAAUGUCAGUCGGCCUCCUCCUGAUCUCCUCCGUCUUGAUAUUUAUUGGAACGGGCUACAUCGCGCUCGACACUGGAUUUGGCUGGACCGGCUACUGGAACGACACACUGGCGCUACCAAAUCAGGCGUAUGCUCUCUACGUUCUCUACCAAAUAGUCCCACUAGUCUUCCUCGUCAUCUUCUUUCUAUUAGAGGCAUUCUUGGUCCUGCGCAUUCUCGGCGAGCGCAAACCAAUGCUAUACUUGCUUGCUGCCGCAAUCUUCUUUGCCAUCGGGCAAGUCUUCCAGUAUGUUGUCAGCACGCACCUCUGCACCGGCACCAGCGGCAAGAUCAACGGAGGGCUGUUCGAGACGCUUUUCACCCUGCUCGCGGUAGUGAUGAUUUGGAUAUUCUGGUCGAGCAUUACGGAGGACGAUUGGCCCAUGCCAGUGGAAACAGGUUCAUACCACUAAUAGAAUCGCGAGAUAUAUGGAGGGUGGACGAGAGAUACGGCG